Dichotomopilus funicola is the source of this 1224-nucleotide messenger RNA. RefSeq names its product autolysin. Lineage: Eukaryota; Fungi; Ascomycota; Sordariomycetes; Sordariales; Chaetomiaceae. Gene Ontology annotation, cellular component: outer membrane. The transcript has 3 exons. The coding region runs from base 1 to 1224 and encodes 407 amino acids. The record is from RefSeq and is a predicted model, not a curated record.
AUGACCUACCGCGAGAACGACAACUACCAGCAGGGUGGUCCUCACCACCAAGGCAACCAACACCAAGGCGGCGGUUAUCAACAAGGCGGCCCCCCUCCUCCGUCCUACGGCGGCGGCCAGGGCGAGGCGGCGUCCUACUAUGCCGGCGGCCAACAGCAGCAGCAGCAGCAGCAGUACCCCCCGCAGGGUCAACAAGGCUACGGCCAGCAAGGAUACAGCCAGCCACAGCAAUACGACAACAACAAUAACAACAGCGGCCCUGGACAGGAUGGUCCCGAGGGCGAGCGUGGCCUGUUGGGUGCCCUAGGUGGUGGUAUUGCCGGUGCCGUGGGUGGUAAUAAGAUUGGCGGCAAGGCUACCGGCCACAGCAAGACAAGCACCGUGAUCGGCGCCCUAGCCGGUGCCUUCGCCGGCCACAAGAUCCAAGACGGCGUCUCGGACUGGAAAGACGACCGCAAAGAAGAAAAAGCCAAAAAAGAACAAGAAGAAGCCGACAAGAAGCGUCGCGAGGAAGACGAAAAGCACCGCAAGGAAGAAGACGACAAACGCCGCAAACGCGAAGAAGAAGAAGCCAAACACAAAAAGUCUGAGCACCACUCCCCCAUCCACCACAACGGCCCCAACGUCCACAAGCAAAACAACGACCGCGACAUCCACUACGCCGGCGGCUUCAGCGGGUCCGCCAAGGACAUCCGCCUCGACGCCCACGGCGAGUACCUCUUGCACGCGUCCUGCCAGCGCCUGGACGGGUCCUACCAGAGCAGCACCAUCAGCCUGAACAAGCACAUCAUCAAUGACAAUGGCAGUUUCCGCUGGGGCUCUCCUUCUUCCUCCAAUAACAAUAACAAUAACAACAACAACUCAGGCGGCGCCCUUCAAACAGUAACCGUCCAACCAGGCGACACCCUCCGUAACAUCGCGGCCCGCUUCCCCGGCGCCAACUUCGAGGAAAUCGCCCGACACAACGGCGUACAGAACGCGGAUAUGAUCUUCCCGGGGCAGAUCCUCCAGAUCCCAGGUACCUCCACCGGCGCCUCUAACAACAACAAUAACAACAACAACUCUGGGGGAAGCAGCCUUGCCGAUUCCGCCCGCAACGUGCGGCUUACGGACGGCGGACGUCGCCUGGAAGGUGAAUUGCGUCGGGGUGGAGACUGGGUGGGUAGUUCGAUUACGUUGGAUGAGCGGGUUGGGAACAGCAAUGGGACGUUGACUUUUGUUUGA